Molecule: messenger RNA, 8184 nt
Organism: Rhizopus microsporus ATCC 52813
Lineage: Eukaryota; Fungi; Mucoromycota; Mucoromycetes; Mucorales; Rhizopodaceae
Exons: 10
Coding region: 1-8184 (2727 amino acids)
Cellular component (GO): nucleolus; 90S preribosome; small-subunit processome
Source: RefSeq, a predicted model, not a curated record
AUGAAGGAUAAUUCAACACCACUUGAACUAAACACUGGUCAGGGUGCAAAUAGAUUCAAGUAUCAAUCUUUUAAAAAUCGAGUUGAUCGAUUAAAGGUGGAUGUAGUGCGCAGAUCCAGACUUGUAGAGGAUGAACCUGACGAUCACGGAUCCUUUUUCUAUGAGGCUUUAACAUCAUGGAAAGAGUUAAAUUUGACUAGAAACUUUAAAGACUUUGUCAAGGAAAUAACACCAUUUGUAAAAUCAUUACCUUCGAUUGUUUAUCACAAGGAUACGAUAGUUGACAUUUUGGAAAAACAUCUUAAAGUGAAAGAGAGUAUGGCUCUGGAUGGUCUUUUAGACUUGGUCACAAAACUUGCAAAGGAUUUGGAAGGCGAAUUUUACCCCUACUAUCCUAGACUACUAUCAGCUAUUCUGCCUUUAGUAUAUAAUAGAGAUGUUAAGCUUCUUGAAAGCGUAUUCAACUGCAUUGCAUACCUCUUCAAGUUCUUAUCCAGACAAAUUCUCCCAGAGUUGGAUGUAACAUUUAAUCUUUUAAGUAAUAUGCUCGGAGAAGACAACCAAGCAAAACCAUAUGUUAGACGAUUCACUGCAGAAGCAUUCGCAUUUUUAUUACGAAAAACAAGAGGCAUGGAACUUACCAAGAUUAUCAAGCACAUUAUUAAUUCCUUAAAGCAAGAACCAUCAAAGGAGUAUGAGGAAGGGUUGGCAAUGUUAUUUUUUGAAUCAAUUAAACAAAUAGACAACCGUCUUCAUUCAAGAGGUGAAGCCAUAUAUAAGGAACUCUUAAAUCAAGUAUAUAGAGAGGAGAUCGCCGUAGAAGAUUUACCAUCAAGCGCUGCUUAUAGCUUAUUAACAAAAACAACACUUUUGAUUCUGCAUCAUACUCUUAGACAGCAUUUUACACCCAUUAUUAAUAUUGUAAUUAAUGACAUAAAAGAUCAACUUAAACAUGAAAAGCUGAAUGAAAGUACACUUGCGACUCAACUAUCAUUAUUGGCUAUGUCUGUUACAGUUCGUAAAGCAAGCAGAAUUGAAGAUUUUAAGCCGAUCAUUGCACAACUUCAGGAGCUUUCAAAAAGAAUCUUUAGUGAAACAUACACCACAUUCACAUACACAGAGUGUCUUCGAGCCAUCAUCGGAUCACUUUAUAAUGGGCCUUUAGAAACAGUUGUCAGCGGUGGUCGUGUCAUUUUGGAAGCCAUAUCCAAUUUUGAUAAUGUACACCUUGUAUACGGAUUUUACCUCUCUUUAGCCAAGCUGGGUUGGAAAAGCUAUGUGCAGAUCGCGUUACCUUACGCUAUAAAAUAUACCUCUGCCAACUGUAACCAAUAUCCUCAUGAAUCAAUCUUAUUCUGGUCAGAAAUCAUUGCUACAGACAUCAUUGGUUCAAAUAGUUCAGGAUCACUAUCUGCCUGCUUUACUCCAGAAGGAUUGCUGCGAUUUUCAUCUAAUGGAAAUCAAUCUUCAUUUCCAAACGUACUUUUGACAUUUAUGGAUCAAGACUUUGAUUGGGCAAAAGAAAGAGAUGCCUUAAACAUGACAGAUAUGCAUUCUGAUUGCAGUAUAACAUCCAUCACCCUUCUCGGAUCCAUCCUUCGUCUUUUGCCAACAAUUCAUCUAUCGCUGGACAAAGUGUCACCUGUUCUCUUUUCCAUGCUUCAAUCCCUCAAGAAUUUCUUAAAGAACGAUUCGGAUAACAACAAGUUGAUAAAUGCACCCUAUGUAUUGGCAAAUAGAAAUUAUGUCUUGGAAUGUCUUUUAGGACUUGUUCUAGAGACACUUGCUUGGAUUGGAGAACAUGAUGAACAUGUUGUAGUUCAACUGGAAAACAUGCAUGACGAACUUGUAGAAAUUCUGUUGAAUCACUCUAAAAGUCAAUCAGUUCUCUUUGGUAUUUAUCAAUACUUGAAUCUUUUGAAAAGCAGAACUACAAGCAACGACAGAUUUUCAUUAAACGCCUUGGAGAAGCUAUAUCCAGUCUUGAAACUAAAUUUUAGUUCAUAUAACCGCCAAUGUCGUUUGAAUGCUUUCAAAAUCAUUACACUCUUUGAACAACCAACUAUGAAACGAGAUGAAAAUCAUAAAACAGACGAACAAUGCGACAUUGCUUCUAUGGCUGUUGAGCUUGAAGAGAUCGAAGCUUCAUUUAAAGAUUACAGAGAAAAGAUCAAAGUGCUUCAAAAGCUCAAUCUUAUUCUAUCUUCAAAGCGUGUGCCAGAUAUAUACUCUGAUUUUAUACCUCGUAUUGCUUUAGGUGUACUCACUAUCAAUUUGCGUCCAUUGUGGGAAGAGGCGAAGAAAAUACUUAUUACCUUUUCUCAAAUCAACCCUGCCACAUAUUGGGAUAUUAUAUACAACGAACUCACCAAAUAUGAUGAUGAACAGUCUCUUGUUUGGGAUGGAGUGUCUGAAAGCGUCAUUGCUGAGAUGACUGCCCCUGAUGAACCUGAAGAAACCAACUCGACAAAGAUUGGCAAAAUGUCCUUUGAUUGCCCAACUUUAACCAUGUUUACGCAUACUGAAAGUAGAGCAUGUAUGAUUAUGAAUGAAAAGAAGGGACAAAGCUUAGCCUUAUUAUUUGCAAAGCUAUGUAAGCAUGAAAGCAAUCAUAUGGACUUUUGGAACUAUUACAACAUGCUUCUCUCAGCCUUGAAAGAAACACAUACAGUUACUGAAUCUAAAGGACGAUUCUUGAUCACUAUAUUUAUUGAUUUUUUCAAUAAUGAAUUUUCCGCCUCUCGCGAUGAUGAAGAAGAAGAAGAAGUAAAGGAAGGUUCUCGAGAUGAAACGACUGAUAUCUUGCCACGUUCAAACAGAAUUACAAAGGCCAAAAUGACAAGCUGGCUUGGCCUUUUCUCAGUCUUUACCAAUACAAAGAGUGCUUAUAGAAGUCAAGACUUGCAUGAAACAUUCAUGAAAAUCAUUACAUCAGGUGAUGCAAAGCUGCAAUCUGCUGCCCUUGAGUGUAUCUUUACUUGGAAAGAUCCUGGUAUUAAGCCCUACGCAGAUAAUCUUCGUAACUUGGUGGAUGAUGUCAAGUUCCGUGACGAGAUAACAACCUUUAUUCAGAAUGAAGAGCAAACCCAGAUUGAUCUUGCUCAUCGUCAAGCACUGAUGCCUGUUGUUAUGCGUAUUCUUUUUGGCCGUCUCAUCCAAAAGAGUAAAGCAUCAAGCAAAAUCAGCAAAAGCGCUAGAAGAAAGGUGAUCCUUAGUGGUGUAUCAUGUUGCCAAGAAAACGAAAUCAGAUACUUUAUUGAUUUGGCUCUAGAACCCUUCCAGGCUGUUGUUGAACUUCCUUCUGGUGACUACACAAGUAAUGGAGAACUCAUUCAAUUCAAAUUUGAAAAUCAAGCAAAGCAGACUAUGGAAACCAUCCCAUGGCGAAAACAGACUGGUUUUUUGAAUUUACUUGAUGAUAUUGUUAAGCAAAUGGCCUCUCAUGUUUUACCAUUCCUCCCUGAUCUAUUAAAAGUGGUGUUGUAUAUUAUCAAAUAUGCUCACAGUCGAUCAGAGAAUGCCAUGGAAAUUGAUCAAGAAGACGAUACAGCUGAUCAAAGUACAAAAUCAAAAGAAGUUCGAAAUAUGGCAAUGAGAAGAAUAGUUGAUGUUAUGAAAAUCAAUGGUGACUUUGACUUUACUCCAUAUGUUCCUGCCAUGUUUUCUUCCUUCAUUACUUCAAGAGUAGCAACCUUACCUGUAGAUAGUACACAAGAUGUUUCACCACUCAUCAGCUUGUUCAUCGUUUGGUCCAAAAAGCCAGAAUAUGCUCAUUAUCUUGUUGACUUUAAUAAUGAAGUAAUGCCACAAAUCAUUGCUACAUUGGGUGUUAAGAACUUGGGUGAACCAGUCCUCCAUGCUCUUUUAGAAAUUAUUGAAUCACUACUUGAUCUUUGCGACAAUGAAAUGGAAACUGACGAUCAGCAAUCUUUAAGAGAUAAAAUCAUUACAGCUCAUGCGGAUAUGCUGCUUCAAUCUUUACAAUGCCGUCUUGUACGCUCUAAAGAUAAUACCAAGUUUAAUACAGGAAGAUACACAGCUCGCGAAAUCUCAAUCGUUGCUAGAAUCGCCUCUUACACUAAAGAUGGAGAACAGGCAGCUACAGUCAUUGGGCUUUUAUUGCCUAGUCUCAAAAAGUCUUCUAGUGCAAUUCCUGAAAAGUCAAAGCAAGAUAUCUAUAUUAUCUGGUCCAAUUUCAUCCCCAUCAUACCUGGCUUAGAGGUUGGCUCAUACUUGUACACUGAGUACUAUACUGUAGCAUCAUCCAUGUUUGCAACGGCUUACUCACGCGAAAGUCGAACCGGCUUGUUAGAUGUAUUCCGUGGCCUAUCAAAGCUUGACCCCCAACUCGAUGUUGUUGAACAGCUUUUGACAAAGCUGAAUGCCUACUCUGCAAGACGUCUUGAUGAACAAGAUGUGGAUAGUGCAUUAGAAGCUUUAAAUUCCAUUGUAGAUAAUUAUUACCUCAAACUGAACUCCUACCAAUGGCUUCCUAUCUUACAGCAGUUGAUCCAUUGUAUGCACAAUCCCGAAGAAAUAGCUAUCCGUGGAACAGCAACUCAUUGUAUGUCUCAGUAUUUGGUAGCUGCCUCGCAACAAGCAGAUAAAGAAGAAAAGGAGAAAUUAGUCGGCCAUAUUCAACAUGUGAUUUAUCCCGCUAUCAAACGAGGCCUUCGUUCUCGUAUAGAACUUGUGCGCGCAGAAUUUGUCAGUUUAUUGAACUCUUGUAUAAAGACAUUCCCUGAACUGCCAAUGUUUGAAGACUUGGUCCCGAUACUUGGUAAUGGUGAUGAAGAAAUCAAUUUCUUUAGCAAUAUUUACCAUAUUCAAAACCAUCGUCGUUCUCGAGCCUUGCUUCGACUUGCAGAGUCCACACAACAGUUGACAUUCAAGAUCUCUACAAUUAAUCAUAUCUUCCUCCCUAUCAUCACUGCAUUUUUCAACGAGAGUGAUCGUGUAGCAGACAACAACUUGCUUCAGCAAUGUACCUCAACUUUAUCAGCACUUGUUAAGCUACUUCCCUGGAACCAUUAUCAUAGAAUUCUUCAAAACUACUUGAAGAUUGUUAAAGCAAGUGAGGAAAAAGAAAAGCUUUAUGUCCGUGUGAUCAUUGGAAUUCUUGAUUCCUUCCAUUUUGACUUGAAACCUCUCACUCUUUCUGAUGAACAAGUUGAAAAGGUCAUGGGACGUCAGAAGGCUACUAUAAACUUUUUAACGAGUGAAGAAAUUGCUAAACAAGCAAACAAGGAAGAAGACGAAGAGAUGGAUAUUGAAAAGGACGAGGAAGAAAAGCACAAAGAUGAACUUGAAACGAUCCACAAUAUCUUAAUUGAAAAGGUCCUACCUCAGCUGAAUGCUUUGCUAAAUGAUAACAAGAGCAGAAAGUCUAUUUUGGUGCGUGUGCCUCUUGCCCUGGGUAUUGCCAAGCUCCUUUGCAACCUUCCUGAAAAAUCAAAGCGUGUCAACUUACCUGGUCUGCUGACAUCCGUCUGUCAUAUUAUCCGUAGCAGAGCUCAGGAUGUUCGUGACGCUACUAGAGAAACAUUGAUUAAGCUCAGCGCGUUCUUGGGACCCUCCUACUUUAACUUUUUCAUUACAGAACUCAAAGCAGCUCUUACUAAAGGUUAUGAACUUCAUGUGCUUGGUUAUACUAUCAAUGCUCUUUUAUUAGACAUGAUACCUCGCUUAAAUGUGGGUGACCUCGAUUAUUGUCUACAAGAUCUUGUGAAUGUGUUGAUCAAUGACAUCUUUGGUGGUAUUGGAGAAGAGAAAGACGCAGAUGAGAUGACAGGAAAGACAAAAGAAGCAAAGAGUCGUCGCAGUCCAGCCUCAUUUGAGCAGCUUGCUAAAGUCAUCCAAUUUAAAAAUGUUGGUAUACUAUUGGUACCUCUAAAGGAAAUUAUGUCUGAAACAGAAAGUGGUCGUACGCUUCGUAAGGUGGAUGAACUUCUUCGCCGCAUUUCUCAAGGAUUGGUGAAUAAUCCCGGAUUUGAAAGCAUGGAGUUACUUGACUUUACUUAUGGCUUAAUUGCUGAAAAUAUCGAAGACUACAAGGCUGUAUCAAAAGUUAAAAAAGCUAAAACCCAAAAAGAGCUAAACUUUGAGGUUCAGACUAAACGCCCAACGAUUGAACCUGUGGAUUAUUACAAGGUUAACGCUUACCGAUUUGUUUACUUUGGUCUCAACUUGUUUAGUACCGCUUUAAAGAAGAUUGCAUAUGAUUUGAGCAAGUCAGAUGUUAGCGAAAGAUUCAAGAAGCUUGUGAAUGCAGUUGGUAAUACUUUAUACAGCAAACAUUCUGAAAACGUUGUUCUUGCUGCACGAAUUAUGGCCAAGUUGAUUGUGAUGCCUAUUCCUAAUAUUGCAUCUGCAGUGGAUGUCUCGAUUGAUCGAUCUUUUGCUCUUAUCAAAUCUUCUGGUGGAACACAGACGGCUACAGUACAGGCUUGCUUGAAGCUGUUGACUGUCUGCAUUCGUGACAACUCCAAAUCCUCUUUGACUGAAGCCCAGUUAACCUAUAUCCUCAACUUUAUCCGCCCUGAUAUGGAGGAAGUAGAACGACAAGGAGCGAUCUUUAGUUUGGUCCGUGCCAUUAUCUCUAGAAAGUUUGUCGCCCCUGAAAUGUAUGACUUGAUGGAUAAUGUAUCGAAUAUCAUGGUUACCAAUCAAAGUAAAGAGAUCCGUGAACAAGCACGAUCUGUAUACUUUAUGUUCUUGAUGGAUUAUCCACAGGGUAAGAAUCGACUCAAGAAGCAGAUGAGUUUUAUCAUCAAAAACCUGGAAUAUGAAUUCGAAACCGGCCGUGAAUCCAUUAUGGAACUACUUCAUCAUAUCAUCACAAAGUUUAGUGCUGAUGUACUUUCUGAAUUUGUUGACGCCAUAUUCCUUGCAUUGGUGAUGCGUUUAAUCAAUGAUGAUUCUUCUAAAUGUCGUGAAAUGUCUGCUGCUCUUAUCAAGUCGCUCUUGACUCAUCAUAUGGACAAGUUACCAACAAUCUGCAAGCUCUUGAAUGUUUGGUUAGAUGAAGGUAAAAAGCCUAGCUUACAGCGAGCAGCAUGUCAAGUAUAUGGUUUACUCUUUGAAUCGUUUGGAGCACAACUUCGUGGACAAGUUGCUGGACUCAUCCCUCGUCUCUCUUCCAUUUUUGAUACAAGUAAGCAACAGGCUGAGGAAUUAGCUGAAUCUGCAAGUGUUGAAGAAGAAGAUGAGUAUGAAGAUAAAAUGGACACUGAUCUUCAAUGGGAAGUAGCAUACUAUGCGAUCAACAUGUUUGCCAAGAUAAUCAAAGCAUACCCUAAAGUUGUACAUGAAAAAGAUACAGAAUCUGUGUGGCCUAGCAUUCAAUAUAUGCUAUUAUAUCCUCACACAUGGAUCCGCUCAUCUUCAACUCGAUUGUAUGGCGUUUACUUUUCGGAUAUUGAUGCAGAAACACGAAUGGUCAAGAACACAUCGAUCAAGUGCACUUACUUGACUAAAGAAACGCUUAAAACCCUGGCUAUAGAUUUCUUGGAACAACUGAAGAGCAAAUAUACCACACAAGAACAUGCAGAUCAGAUUGUCAAGAAUCUCUUCUUUAUUGGCAAAUGUUUCUAUUACAUGCCUGAGGAAGAAGAUAAAGAAGAUACACAAGAAGAUGUGCAUAUUGAUGAUGCUCGUGAUGAAACAAUUGAAGAAGAAAAAGAUGAUACCGCUGCUCAGGCUGCUGCCAACAUGAUCAAGCAAGAUGCUCAUAAGAAAUCUCUCAAUUGGCUAUUCCGAAAGUGCUCAUUUGAUGCUCGAGGUGCUGCUAUUAAGAGAAUUCCUAAUGCAAUCAUUAUGCGUUCAUCCAUUUUCAAAUGGUUUGCUGCCAUGUGUAAUACUAUGACGGCUGAGGAACUACCUCCUUAUUUGAUGCCUGUGAUUGCUCCAAUUUAUAGAACUGUCAAUGACGAACAUAACAAAGAUCCAAAUUUUGAAUCACUACAGCAAUUAGGUAAUGAAGUCCUCAACUUGCUACAAAACAAGGCGGGUCCUACUGUUUAUUUCGCUGUCUAUCAGCGUGUUCGUCAACAAGUGCUAAAGACAAGAGAGCAACGUAAAACGAAGCAAGCAAUCUUGGCUGUUACAAAUCCUGCUCUUGCUGCCAAGCGUAAAUUAGACAAGAGACAAAAGGCUAUGCAAGCCAAAAAGAAGAGAAAGCUAUGA